Pollicipes pollicipes is the source of this 684-nucleotide messenger RNA. RefSeq lists its product as uncharacterized. Lineage: Eukaryota; Metazoa; Arthropoda; Thecostraca; Pollicipedomorpha; Pollicipedidae. The record is from RefSeq and is a predicted model, not a curated record. The coding region runs from base 100 to 561 and encodes 153 amino acids. The transcript has 3 exons.
GAGGCGUGGCUGGAGGCGGGCUGGAGCUGGAACGCUCACUGCGUGUGCCGCCAGCCCCGUGAGCGCCCCGGAGUCACCCAACAGCAAUUGCAGCCGAAGAUGGCGCCCGUGUCCGUCCAGCAGUUUGAGAAAGCCGUGGAGGGGCUGAAGAAAAUGGCGAAGGAGCAACCGGCCGAUGUCGUGCCCAUGCCUGCCGGGGAGAAGAAAGAGAAGAAGGGCCUAUUCGGUGUGAAGCACGCCCACACAGAGCUCCUCGAGCUGUGCAAUAUGAUCUACGACGAGGGCUUCAAGUACUCCGACGGCACCGUCGCCAUCCCCUUCGGCAUCCUCUUCAAGGUGAGGGAACCAACAUUGAGGGUGACGGACAUCCAGAGCGCACGUCGGGCCCAGGCAACUAUAAAUGUACAGCACAUCCACCUUGACUGUCGUUUCGUCACCGACGUGUGCAACUGGCCAACGGAAAUAAGAAUCUCGUCCAGAUCAGAUAGCACGAGAGCGAAACAACCUAUCGGCUCAAGCCCCAUCAACAUACUUUCCGCAGGUCAUGCAUCGCCCCAUUGAGUCAGGACUGACCGCUUCAAGCACACACUUCGUUCCAGGCAGUUAAGCACGCGUGAAUGGUGCGGUUGAAACAAGGAACAUGAGCUGCGUAUCGCCUCGGCAGCCUUACCUCGCCAAAGCAGC